AGUUAAUGGUUCAAGAAGAUGACGAGAAUUUACGCAAUUCAAUGUCCCUUCGGCCGACUUCGUUGUCAACACGUCCCACAUCACUUUCGGUAAACGGAAAUGAGAAGACGCUUCCAGAAGAAAGUGUGUUACGUUCUCUUUCGACAGGCACAUUAAAAUACCCUGAUGACGAACAUUUAUACACAUUCAGCUCCGCUAAUUUACAAGAUCUUGGAGCAAUUGGAAACGGCAAUUUUGGAACAGUUUACAAAAUGCGUCACAAAGAAACUGGAAAACUGAUAGCUGUGAAGAGGAUACGAUGCAACAACAUUGGACAUAGAGAACAAAUCCGCUUACUUCGAGAGCACGACACAAUUGUGAAAUCCGAGAAAGGACCAAAUAUCGUGAAGUUUUACGGAGCGAUUUUCAGCGAGGGUGAUUGCUGGAUUUGCAUGGAACUGAUGGACAUUUCGAUGGACCUUCUUUAUAAACGAGUAUAUAUGGUGAAAAAUAGUCGGCUGAAUGAAAAUGUCGUCGGACAUAUCACAGUUUGCACUGUAGAUGCAUUGGAUUAUUUGAAGAAAGAAUUAAAAAUUAUUCAUCGAGACGUGAAACCCUCCAAUAUUCUUGUAGACGGAACUGGAGCAGUGAAACUUUGCGAUUUUGGUAUUUGUGGGCAGUUAGAAGAAUCAUUUGCGAAAACUCAUGACGCCGGUUGUCAGCCGUAUCUUGCACCCGAAAGGAUUACAAGUUCAGACAAAUAUGAUGUGAGAUCGGAUGUGUGGUCAUUGGGAAUAACUUUGUACGAAAUAGCAACAGGAAAAUUUCCCUACCAAGAAUGGAAUUCACUUUUUGAUCAGAUUGCUACAGUAGUAAGCGGUGAUCCUCCAAUUCUACAUCCAGACAGCGACGAUUUCCAUUACAGUUUGCCGCUUGUCAAGUUUAUCAAUACUUGCUUAACUAAAGACAGACGCCAUCGGCCCAAAUAUGAUACUCUGAAGAGUUUUGACUUUUAUAGAAUAUACGCAGUUGCCGGACCCGAAAUUGAAGAGGCUAAGCGAAUUCUUGGAGUUGAAGCAAUUGACACAAGAAAUCAUCCUGUCGACCACAGAGGAUAGAUAUUUACUGAUUUCCAAUUUUAUCAUGUUUUUGUAGAUCUUUGUAUUUUUUGCCAGGUUUUCAAAAUUUUCAAACUACUUCUUUGAUUUCUUUGAAAAUUCUUCGAUUCGUUUUUCAUAUUAUUGUUUUUCAAAAUAUUCUUCGCAGCUUACUCAAUUUUUGUCAUUUUCCUAUUCUCCCGACGCACAAUAAUAAUUUGUUCCGUGAUAGUGAAUCCAACUAAUUUUUUUUGGAUAAUUCCAAUCGUCCAUCUCACCCAUCCCAUUCAGAGCUCUACAUUGUUAAAAUAUUUCGACGCUUUGGUAUUGUCGUGUUUAUUUCUCAUCAUCUCUCUUUCUCACUCUUUCUCUCUCUCUUCCCUCCGAUUGUGCUAGCUUCCCAUCUUUUGAUCUCAACACACACCAUGGUUCUUCUAAUCAGUAACAAUCAUUUUGCAACAAACUCUAAUUCUUUUAAUAAACUGUUUUACACU
Messenger RNA from Caenorhabditis elegans, 1570 nucleotides. It is a transcript of the gene mkk-4, whose product is annotated as MAP kinase kinase mkk-4. The record is from RefSeq and is marked reviewed. Gene Ontology annotation, cellular component: cytoplasm. The transcript is spliced from 10 exons. The coding region runs from base 6 to 1097 and encodes 363 amino acids. NCBI's taxonomy places the organism in Eukaryota, Metazoa, Nematoda, Chromadorea, Rhabditida, Rhabditidae. Gene Ontology annotation, molecular function: protein tyrosine kinase activity; protein serine kinase activity; ATP binding. Gene Ontology annotation, biological process: MAPK cascade; response to stress.